CUGAAGUGUGGGGUCUCUCUUCUCGCUCCCUGUUUUCAAAGUGAUUUACGUGACUUAGAUUAGACUUCCAGUAACUACAUACUUGUAAAAGUUCACCUGAUUUCCAGAGGAAGAACAUGAACUUUUCUCAGCAUAGAAAGAGCAGGACCAAAUCAGAGACUUGUCCCUCAGUGUUACCUCUGCUUUUGGUUCUUGUAGAAUUUAACUUGGAGGAUGAGAUCCAGCCUAAUGCAUUUGGUUCCCCCAGUGAGCAGAGAAAGAAGAAUCUCCCAGUUUCCCAAGUGGUACACGCCUGAGGCCUGUCUGCAGUUUAAAGAGCACUUCCAUGCACAGGUCAGGACUGCUUGUCAGCAGAGCACUGCAACAGCUGGGCUGAAAAUAUCCAAGGUGGUUGUGGUAGGAGACCUGUAUGUUGGGAAGACCAGUCUUAUCAACAGAUUUUGUAAAGAUAAUUUUGACCGAGACUACAAGGCAACCAUUGGAGUAGAUUUUGAGAUUGAACGUUUUGAGAUAAUUGGAAUGCCAUAUAACCUCCAGAUAUGGGACACAGCAGGUCAGGAGAAGUUCAAGUGCAUUGCAUCUGCUUACUACCGAGGAGCACAGGUUAUAAUAACUGUGUUUGAUCUGGCUGAUAUCCAAACUUUGGAUCACACCAAACAGUGGCUAGAAGAUGCAUUGAGGGAGAAUGAGCCAGAUUCCAGCUUCAUCUUUCUGGUUGGAACAAAAAAAGAUUUGGUGUCAGAUGCUGUGUGUGAAAGGACAGAGCUGGAUGCCAUCCGUUUUGCCAAGGAGAUGCAGGCAGAAUAUUGGUCAGUCUCAGCCAAAACAGGAGAAAAUGUCAAAGAAUUCUUUUUCCGAGUUGCUGCCUUGGCCUUUGAACAGUCCAUGAUAAAGGAGCUGGAGAACAUUCCUGGGCACAGGCCCCAGAUUGGGGCAGGAAAUCUCAUCAAACUAGAGAAGAACAUUAUAGAAGGUCCAAAAGACAACACUCAAGUCAGCCUGAAUUGCUGCUAGCUGUCAAGUGCUUCUGCAAGUGCCACACUUCUCUGCACCAAAGCUCUCAAACCAGAAACAGAGAGCUUUAAUUUUAGAAAUGAGGGAGGAAAAACUUACCCAAAUUUCUUGCUGUGAGUUCCCUUGCUGCUGCAGGCUUCCUGUGCAGGGUGGUACAAUUGUUAUGUAAACCUUUCUCUGUGUAGUUGAAGCAUAGCAUCCUUGUCUUAACGCAAGAAGACAUUGCCAGUGCCAUGGGCUCACCUGUCUGCCAGAAAGGCUUGUAGUCAAAAAUGAUGUCAUUUUAGUGUGUUGUUUUUUGAUAAUUCUCUAGAAAUCUUAGCUAGUGAAGUGGCAUUCUUGUGGGAGCAGGAAACAAGUGGCAGCUCAGAAUGAAGGGUGCUAUCAAUAUGGUUUUGCCUUUUAAAAUCAUCAUGUAAAAUAAAUUUGAUUUGCUUUUAUGCAUUACAAGUAUUUUAAAACUCUUUGAAAAUAAAUAUUUUUAAGUAUCAGGACUAGAAAUACACAAAUGCAGACUGCAUAGUUUCCACUGUGGUUUCUCCAUCCAGGAAAAAUGUGUAUUACUUUUCACUUUCCACUUGAGAAUCAGAGCCCAGUGUUAAAUAUUUCCAAGCCUAAAAGAAGUCCAGGUAGGAACUUGGUUAUUUUAGAACAGCUGUCUAAUAUUUUGAAAAUGUUGCCAGAUAAGAAUGCUAUUCUUUUCCAUUGUCUUAAAUAAGAAAAAGACAGGUGCAUAAUAUGGAAAAUGUAUUAUUUCUCUCUAAUUUUUCCAAUAGCUCUCUGAACUCUAAUAUUCUGUUGUAUCUCUGAAUUCCAUGCUUCUAGCAUUCAUAUCCAGAAUG
This is a messenger RNA of Ficedula albicollis (Collared flycatcher), 1856 nucleotides long. RefSeq names its product RAB36, member RAS oncogene family (gene RAB36). The transcript has 12 exons. Bases 214 to 1014 code for a protein of 266 amino acids. Lineage: Eukaryota; Metazoa; Chordata; Aves; Passeriformes; Muscicapidae. Gene Ontology annotation, molecular function: GTP binding; GTPase activity. The record is from RefSeq and is a predicted model, not a curated record.